Messenger RNA from Wyeomyia smithii (pitcher-plant mosquito), 834 nucleotides. RefSeq lists its product as uncharacterized. The record is from RefSeq and is a predicted model, not a curated record. Lineage: Eukaryota; Metazoa; Arthropoda; Insecta; Diptera; Culicidae. The transcript has 3 exons. The coding region runs from base 43 to 834 and encodes 263 amino acids.
GUAGCGUCAGCAUUGGCAACCAGUCUUUUCAAAGAUUUUGAAAUGAAAGAUCAGCAUGGCGAACCUCUCAUCAUGGAUAAAUCGAAAGUUCGUAGAGAAAGAGAGAAAUGCAGACGAAUAGUGCUCCGCAAAAGGUUUGAUGAUUCUAGUUUAAUAGCGUUUUCAUUCGACGGCAGAAAAGAUGAUACUUAUACGAGAGAAAAAAUUGAUGGUAAGUAUCAUAGUAGGAUGGUAAAAGAACCUCACCUUGUUAUUUUGAGAGAACCGAAUUCUCGAUUGAUUGGUUACGCAAGACUGGUAGAAGAAAGUGCUGAAUACAAAACAACAAAAUUGAAUGAAUUUUUCAACGAUAAAAACAUAUCUCUGGAUGCAUUGAUUGGCAUAUGCACUGACGGUGAGCCAACAAACACUGGCACACACGGUGGAAUUAUACGAAGAUUCGAAUUGCUGCUAAAAAGACCAUUGCAUUGGUUUGUUUGCCUUCUACACAUCAACGAACUUCCGUUUCGACAUUUGUUUGGGGUUUUGGAUAAAUCAUCCACCACUGGACCAACAUCAACAACCGGGAAACUAAGCAAGCAAAUUGAAAAUUCUGAAGCUCUUCCGGUGGUGAGCGACUUUCAGAGAAUUGCGUUGGAAAAUAUGCCUCCUGUUGCAGAACAGCACGAAUAUUCCACCGAUUCGCAGUACUUAUACGACAUGGCACAUGCAAUUUCUAAUGGCGUGGUUUCUGUGGAUCUGGCUCACAUAAACCCAGGGAAAAUUCAAACAUAUUCUCGUCACCGGUCGAGUUAUGGUACCCCGGUUGGUACGCUGUGUGACUACACGUACUAA